Fusarium poae is the source of this 2994-nucleotide messenger RNA. RefSeq lists its product as uncharacterized. The record is from RefSeq and is a predicted model, not a curated record. The transcript is spliced from 6 exons. Gene Ontology annotation, molecular function: protein binding. Bases 1 to 2994 code for a protein of 997 amino acids. NCBI's taxonomy places the organism in Eukaryota, Fungi, Ascomycota, Sordariomycetes, Hypocreales, Nectriaceae.
AUGGAACAAGGGAGUUCUGAGGGUGACCCCGCUCCUACGCUUCGUGGUUUGAGCGAGAAAAGCUUCACCACCUUGAAUCAAGCCAUAGCUCACACUACGGAUACUACCGCCGAUGAUUUGAGAAUCACUUUGGAAGAUGAACGAGGCCGGCUCAGAGUAUGGGCAUCGAAUCUGGGUGCUCUGCAACAGGAAACCUCUCGAAAAUCCCUUGAUUAUCGUUUGAGAGAUGCUCCUUUGAUGCGAACAACUGUUGCCUUGGGAUUGGAAGACUUGCAUUCUUCAACCGACAGAGCACUAGCUAUUCUCAACGGUAGUCUUCCUAAUCGAUCAGCUUCUCUACCAUCGGAAGGUCUUGACACUGGCAGAACUCAGACUAUCAAUGAACUCGAUGAGCUCAUAGCUGGCAUUCAUUCAGCCAUUAAUCAUCUAUUCGGAAUAUCGAUUCUGAUUCGGAGGCAGAAGCCCAGAGGAAGGUUUCUUGACCUCGAUGAUUUCACCUUGGAAAGCUCACAAGACAUCACAUAUGUGGCUGAUAGGUUCCCCAAGGUAAAGUCAAAUCUUUGGCUGGCAAGGCGUCUGGGGAACAACAUAAGUAAACAACGCAAGAUCAUUCAAUAUCGACAAGAGCAUCGUGCAAGUCUCGCAAAGGAGUAUGUUGAACAAUCUGGUGAUACAGCCACUGUCGUUGCCACUACCUAUCAAGAAAAAGACCACUCUGAAGCAUCACACGAGGUAUCAAAAGGGAUAUCUAGUAGUGGUAUCUCGGCAUUCACGACGGCCACAUCAUUUCAGAGUCUUACGGAUGGGGAAGAUACAGGACGCUCGAUUCCUGAUCUGCCAGACAUGACUCUUGAUGGGGUGCAGCUUCAAUACGGGGAACCUUUCGAGUGUCCCUACUGUCGGACCAUACAGGUAGUGACCAACCGGUAUCAGUGGAAGAGACAUGUUUUCACCGAUCUUCAACCAUAUAUGUGUACAAUCAGAAACUGUAAAGAUGGCAACAAGUCAUUCUCGACCCGAGGCGAGUGGUUCGAGCAUGAAUCUAACGUCCAUCGGUGGCAGUGGGAUUGCAGCUGGUGCAGCUCCGCUAAUAGCACGUUUCCCAGUUCUGAAGAAUUCAAACAACAUCUAAACAAGUCUCACCCAGGAAUGGCGACAGAAGCACAAAUGCCCCUGAUUAUCGAAGCAUGUGAGCGCCCUAUUAAGACCUUUAAGUCAGGUAGUUGUCCACUCUGCGAAGACUGGAACCCUACACUUAUAAGCAACAAUGGAAAAGGCUUCAGUCGUCAUCUUGCCAGGCACCUACAGCAGCUUUCGCUUGCGUCGUUACCAAUUUCAAUUCCUGGUUUGGAGAUCAGAAGCAGUGAUGACACGUCCGAUGUUGGAGAUGGAUCAAGUAACGGGUCUGGGGAUCGAGAGUCUAUAAAGCACGAUCAGGAUAAUCUGUCCCCUCAGAAUGAGGCGUCACUGGUUUGGGCGGCAGAGAAAGGGCUUGAAGAUGCUGUCAUGUCCCUACUCGAGAGUGGUGCUGACGUGAACAAAAGAAAUUCUGCUGGCAGGACACCACUUUACUUGGCAGCUAAGAACCGCCAUGAGGGAAUCGUACGGCUGUUGCUUGAUCAUGGUGCCAAUGAUAUAUCAAUCCGACCGCGGGAAAAAAUGAUAGAACCAAGCGAGGAGCAGAUACCACAGGACAAUUUAACAAUGGACGAGAUUAUUCGAUUGAAAAUUGAACAAGAGAGGAAGAAGGCUGAAACCGCAGCGGUAGCUGAGGAAAAUGCAAGGAAGGAAGCACAGGAGCUUAAAGCAAAGAUCGAAGAGGAAGCGAAGGGUAAGCUCGAAGAAUUAAAGAGAAUGGCGGAUCAGGACCCAAUCCGAUUCAAAGAUGCAGUCGGUCGCAAAUUCAAUUUCCCGUUCCAUCUUUGCGCGGCCUGGCAGGGUAUGGAGGAACUUAUUAAGCAAGCAUUUAUGCAGGUUGAUGUGCUUGGACCUCAUGUCAUGGAGGGUCAUUAUGACCUUAUUGGACCUGAUGGUGAGAUUAUACUGCCAUCAGUCUGGGAAAAGUAUUCAGAGAUAACACAGACGACCAUUAGCAUAAUCCACAAGUUACUAAACAUGGCUACAGUAACAAGUCUUACAUACGGAGAGGGCCACGAUAUGGUGGAUUUCACUAAACGUCGCAACAUUGUAAGCAUAUUUGAGAAUGCCAUCAACAAGGGCGAGGCGCUCCAUGUUACGAAUGCCACAUUCGACAACACCGACCCCGCACCAGGUCGACCAAAGAAAACCAUCAUCAAGUACCUGACCGAGUCGAGAGGCAAAGAGAAAUGUCGCCUGAUCAAGGAGGGUGACCAUGUCCAUUUCGGAUACGACAUCAGAAAGAUCACCUACGGCAGGCGCGAAGACCCGACAGACUACACUGGCAAGAAGAAAGUCUAUGCUGCUUUCAUGAGUGCCUUGGAGCACCAAGAAAGCAUCAUUAUCAACAAUGACCUCUUUGGCAAAGAUCCCAACCCAGGUGUGGCCAAGUUCUUCACUAUUGAGUACAAAGUUGCUUACGAUCACUUCAACACCGAGAUUGGAAGUGAUUCAGGUACUUACAAGAGACGAGCUGUCUACGAGGGUGGAAGGGUUGACUUUCUGUGGGAGAUCCUUCGUAUUGAGUAUUGUGCGACAGAGAAGAACGACUUCUGGUGGGGUCGACAUGUCAACCAGGCCACAACAAUCAAUGAUCUUGAAGUUUUCCGGAAGUUCUAUGAACAAUGGUUGCCCAAGAAGAACCUCUAUAUUUGCAAUGACCUCAUGGGUCCGGAUCCGUAUCCUGGCAAAGCAAAGCGUGCUCGCAUGCUAGCACGAUACCCUGAAGACCGAGGCUAUACCUAUUGUUGGAUGACGGGUGAUGAAGGGGAGAAUAUGAGUUGGACUACUCCUGAGCAAUUCAACCGUGAUACCUCCAACUGGAUGGAGUUCGUUGGGCUGUUCGAAGGCCCGUGA